AUGGCGAAGACUCCUGAACGUCAAUUACGUAACGUUCGCCAAUGGCAGCCGGCGACCCUCUUUUACCUGAGUGGCUUGGACCAGCGCAAGCUCCUGGUGCUGUGUGGAGAUCUGAAUGUGGCCCACCAAGAGAUUGAUCUCAAAAACCCCAAGGGUAACCGCAAGAACGCAGGCUUCACCCCUGAGGAACGGGAGGGCUUCACCAAACUUCUGGAGGCUGGUUUUACUGACAGUUUUCGGGAGCUGUAUCCGGAACAAGCCAAUGCCUACACCUUCUGGACCUACAUGAUGAAUGCUCGAGCCAAAAACGUCGGCUGGCGUUUGGACUACUUUUUGCUGUCGUCCGCCUUGCUCCCAGGUCUGUGUGACAGCAAGAUCCGAAACACAGCCAUGGGAAGUGACCACUGCCCUAUUACCUUGUAUUUGGCAGUGUAGAUCAGGUUUCUCAGGGCCUCAAGCUUUUCAGUUUCAUAUACAUCUGCAUAGACACAUAAGGAUCUAGUCCUGUUAGUCCUAGAAUAGUAUUUCCUUUCUAAAACCAAAUACAGGCCCACAUGUAGGAAUAUGUGUGGUGCAGACACCCAUUGAAAGGACUCGUGGAUAAAUUGUUUUGCAAUUUUGGAUCAUUCUGCUGUUAUUGGUCGCCUGAAAUCAGAUUUUGACACUAAAAUAUCACUAAAAAUCAUAAUUUCAAGCUCUUAUCCCACUUUAUAUUUGCAAUGUUUAAAAAAAAAACUCAGACUGUCUAAAUGACAAACACUGCCAAACUUAUCAGUGUUGAUUAUAUCAAAAUGUUUUGAAGCUUGUAAAAUACCUUGACCUGCAAGGAUAUAUGAUGUGUCUGAUUUGUAUGAAGUUAAAGAUCUUUGGAUUUUGUCUUUGGUGCUAUUUUAACCUCUGGAUUGUACAUUACUCUCGACUUGGUGAAGUUAGUGGUGGUUAAAUGUUACAUAUGCCACUUAGUUUCAAAAGACCAAUGAUUUUGCUUAUGUGCUGUUUUUUUCCCCCCCAGAGUGUGUGUCUGUAGCCAUUUUUCAG
Molecule: messenger RNA, 1038 nt
Organism: Sinocyclocheilus rhinocerous
Lineage: Eukaryota; Metazoa; Chordata; Actinopteri; Cypriniformes; Cyprinidae
Product: DNA-(apurinic or apyrimidinic site) lyase-like
Exons: 2
Coding region: 1-435 (144 amino acids)
Biological process (GO): base-excision repair
Cellular component (GO): nucleus
Molecular function (GO): DNA binding; phosphoric diester hydrolase activity; double-stranded DNA 3'-5' DNA exonuclease activity
Source: RefSeq, a predicted model, not a curated record